AUGCCUCACAGUGCGGAGGUCCCGGUGCAGGUGUGGGUGGGCGGCCAGCUCUUCCAAGCCGAGCGGGCCCUGCUGGUGGAGCACUGCGGCUUCUUCUGCGGCCUCUUCCGCUCCGGCAUGAGGGAGGCGCGCGCGGCCGAGGUGCGCCUGGGCGCGCUGAGCCCCGGCGGCUUCCGCACCACGCUGCAGGUGCUGCGCGGCGAGCGGCCGGCGCUGGCGGCCGCCGACGACCUGCUGCAGGCGGUGGAGUGCGCCGCCUUCCUGCAGGCGCCGGCGCUGGCGCGCUUCCUGGAGCACAGCCUCACGUCCGACAACUGCGCGUUGCUGUGCGACGCGGCCGCCGCCUUCGGCCUGCGAGACGUGUUCCACAGCGCCGCGCUCUUCAUCCGCGACGGCACGCACGAGCUGGCGGCGGAGCUGGCGCUGCCCGAGGCCCGCGCCUACGUGGCGGCGCUGCGGCCCAGCAGCUACGUGGCCGUGAGCACGCACACGCCGGCGCCCGGCUUCCUGGAAGACGAGUCGCGCACGGUGUGUUACCUGGAUGAGGAGGAGAACGCGUGGCGCACGCUGGCCGCCCUGCCCCUGGAGGCCAGCACGCUGCUGGCAGGCGUGGCCACGCUGGGCAACAAGCUCUAUAUCGUGGGGGGCGUGCGGGGCGCCAGUAAGGAGGUGGUGGACCUGGGCUUCUGUUACGACCCCGACGGCGGCACGUGGUGCGAGUUCCCCAGCCCGCACCAGCCGCGCUACGACACGGUGCUGGCGGGCUUCGAUGGCUGUCUCUACGCCAUCGGGGGCGAGUUCCAGAGGACGCCCAUGAGCUCCGUGGAGCGCUACGACCCGGCUGCCGGCUGCUGGAGCUUCGUGGCAGACCUGCCGCAGCCGGCUGCCGGUGUGCCCUGCGCCCAGGCAUGUGGUCGCCUAUUCGUGUGUCUUUGGCGGCCGGCAGACACCACGGCUGUGGUGGAGUACACGGUGCAGACCGACGCGUGGCUGCCGGUGGCCGAGCUGCAGCGCCCACAGAGCUAUGGCCACUUCAUGGUGGCCCACCGUGACAGCCUCUAUGUGGUGCGCAACGGACCAUCAGAUGACUUCCUACACUGCGCUAUCGACUGCCUCAACCUGGCCACGGGCCAGUGGACCUCACUGCCCGGCCAGUUUGUCAACAGCAAGGGAGCACUGUUCACGGCGGUGGUGCGUGGCGACACCGUCUAUACUGUCAACCGCAUGUUCACACUGCUCUAUGCCAUCGAGGGCAGCAUGUGGCGGCUGCUCAGGGAAAAGGCGGGCUUCCCACGGCCCGGCUCCUUGCAGACCGUUCUCCUGAGGCUGCCUCCUGGAGUCCCUGGGCCUUUGGCUUUGUCAACGCCUGAACUGUGA
This is a messenger RNA of Molossus molossus (Pallas's mastiff bat), 1377 nucleotides long. RefSeq names its product kelch repeat and BTB domain containing 13 (gene KBTBD13). The transcript has a single exon. Bases 1 to 1377 code for a protein of 458 amino acids. Gene Ontology annotation, molecular function: protein binding. NCBI's taxonomy places the organism in Eukaryota, Metazoa, Chordata, Mammalia, Chiroptera, Molossidae. The record is from RefSeq and is a predicted model, not a curated record.